Colius striatus (speckled mousebird) is the source of this 3999-nucleotide messenger RNA. It is a transcript of the gene RASSF5, whose product is annotated as Ras association domain family member 5. Bases 340 to 1140 code for a protein of 266 amino acids. The transcript has 5 exons. NCBI's taxonomy places the organism in Eukaryota, Metazoa, Chordata, Aves, Coliiformes, Coliidae. Gene Ontology annotation, cellular component: nucleus. The record is from RefSeq and is a predicted model, not a curated record. Gene Ontology annotation, biological process: signal transduction.
CGCCCGGGGACGGGACCGCGGCGAGGAGCGAACCCCGCUGCCGGGAGCGAACCCCCGACUCGCAGCUCUGCCCCUUCCAUGCUGCCCCAGCGCUGCUGCGCGGGGAGGCGGGUGGAGGAGGAGAGGGAAGGGUUACCCGGCACGGCUGCCUGUUAAAGAGAGAUAGCUCGGCUGGCUCCUGAGGAUGAGCAGAAGGAGCUGUUGCAGAUAGGCGCCGGCGAGCUGAGGAUGUGAGAGAGGGCUCGCUGCCGGUGCGGGAGCCGGAGCGGGGGUCGCCGGCCCCCCGAGCCCCCCGGCGAGCCCCGCGCCCGCUCGGCCCCUCGCCUCUGCCGGGCUUCCAUGACCAUCGGCAGCAGCAUGAGCAGCGGCUACUGCAGCUUGGAUGAAGACCUCGAGGAUUGCUUUUUCACAGCUAAAACCUCUUUCUUCCGGAGUGCACCGAACAAGGUCUCUGCCAAGAAUGUAACACAAACAGUAGAAGAAGAAAAACCCGAACCCCCGACCGUCCAGGAGAUCAAACAGAGGAUUGAGAAAUACAAUGCAAAAGUUACCAACUGCCUGCUGAUGAAGCUGAACGAUGAUGGGACAUACACAGGCUUCAUUAAAGUGCACCUGAAGCUGCGGCGGCCUGUGACGGUGCCGGCAGGGAUCCGGCCGCAGUCCAUCUACGAUGCCCUCAAGGAUGUGAACAUGGCUGACAUGACAGACAAGAGAACCUCCUUCUACUUGCCACUGGAUGCCAUCAAGCAGCUCCACAUCAGCAGCACGACCACGGUGAGCGAGGUGAUCCAGGGGCUCCUGAAGAAGUUCAUGGUGGUGGAUAACCCUCAGAAGUUUGCGCUUUUCAAGGAAAUGCGGAAAGAUGGGCAAGUGCUCUUCCAGAAGCUCCCUCUCACUGAGUACCCCCUGUACCUCCGUCUGCUGGCAGGUCCCGACACAAAUGUGCUCAGUUUCGUGCUGAAGGAAAAUGAAACUGGGGAAGUUGAGUGGGACGCAUUCUCCAUCCCAGAGCUACAGAACUUCUUGAUGAUACUGGACAGAGAAGAAAAGGACAAAAUCCAGCAAGUGCAGAGGAAGUAUGAGAAGUUUAAGCAGAGACUGCAACAGACCUUGAAAGAAGCCAGAGGCAAACCUGGAUAACCCCUACUGGGCACUGGGCACCAGACUGAGCUAGACGUUAUUUUUAAAUGAAAAGACACUUCUCAGGACACCUCAUAGUAGUCACUCUCCCUCUUCAUCCUUCCAUUAAGGACUGGCUCAUAGCACCCAUAAAAUGAACACAGGGCACUUCCUGCUGGCUCUGCUCCCAGGGCCAGAGCCACUCAAAAAGGAACCAGCUGUAAAACUGGGCCCCUCAACAGCCCAAACACAGCUCCUGGGUUGCUUGUCAGCUGUGCCAUCAGAUGGAGCAGCUUUGUGUUAAACCCAACAGGAACAUCUACUGGAUAAUGUUUUGAGCAGGGUCACUCUUGCUGUCACACUCCUCUCAGCAGUUUGUUCCUGUUGGGAGGUUGCUGUGGCUCGUUGGUGUGCUCAUGUGGUCAAGUUCUCCUUUCAUAAGUAGAGCAGAGGAAGCAGCAGAUCAGAGGAGGUGGUUGCACCAGAGCAGUUGGGUUUUGCAGCUGCUGCCAGUGGAAUGGCAAGGUGUGACCCCAAAGAGCUGCAACACCCCAACACUGUCAGUGAGUGUUACUGAAACUUGGGAAUGUUCAUUCCAAGAGUCGUCCAUUUGGAUUCUAUUUAACUUCCAACCCUCAGCAUGGCUGUGAAUGGAAGCCCAUCUUAGCUAAGCUGGGCAGUGUUUCACCAGGUUUCUGCUCUGUAGGAACCGAGACCUACGUUUUUAACAAAUUCUGUUUGAAAAGUGCAAAGAUGAUGGUUGGGGCAUAGGCUGGUGGUUUGAUCUUGAACGUUUAGCAAUACAUAUCCAAGAGAUUAACCCAUGAAAACUCAAACUCCCUGUCACAAAUCAAACUGAUUUUGGGCUACGGACAGGUCUGGCAUCAAGGGAGAGUAGCCCCUGCCAAGGCCAGGGUGAGGAGGUGGCACCAAGAGCACAGGCUCCUUGUGGAAAGCUUUAGCCCUGGUAAGAGUAAGGGAGCUAUUAGCCUCAGAUGCUCCCUCCUGCCAGCCCUCCUUGCACUGCUUCCCCAUGCUCCUGCCCACGACACACCAGCCUCUCCCUCCCUGGGCUGCUCCCAUCUGGGUCGUGUCCUCCCUCCCUCCACGCUUGCCAUCGGUGCUCUGCCUGUGUGUCCAGGAAGGUUACCAGGUUUUGCUCUCUAAGUGGAGCUAGGAGAGGGCUGUAAGUCUCUCUCCCCCUCUCUCAGGGCUCCUAUGGAUGCAUGCGCUGUGCAUCCUUCACAAAAACCUUUGAGCUGGAGCAUCAGUUACUGCCAUAGCUCUGAGCAGAGCCCCUGCCCUGGCUGACACCGUGCAGCGAUGGCCGAGGGGCAGGAAGGCUCCAGGGAUGCCCCUUGGAGAGGACAGUGCCCACGUUCCCUCUCAGUGCUUCCCACCCAGCACGCUGCACAGCCAGGGUCAGUCUUCCCUCUGUCACACAGGACACGGUGACAAAGCCAAUCAACACUCUCCAGGUGCAGGUGGAGCACGGGAAGGGGUUUCGUAGCGACUUGAUGCACACGUGUCCCUUUGAGCUCACUGGGGACUGUGUGAUCCCGCCUGCCUGGGCUGGGAAGGGAGGCAACAGGUUAUUGGGCAAGUUACCACAGACACAACGUGGAAAAGUCUAAAAUUUACCUCAGUGCCUUUUUCUCCUUAAGUGUGAAAACUGCAUUUGGGCUGAGGAGGAAGCUGGAAGGGGCUCUUGUGAAGAGGCCUCGUCAGUCCUGUCCCCCAGUUCCCUAAAGUGCUGUUGUGAUGAGGCUGCUUUUGUCUGCAGAGGGAUGAGGAACUGUUUUGUUUCUUUCUUGAAGGCGACUGCUUGGGAUUUUGGUUUAUUUUCAGAUUUGUACUUUAGUAUGUUUGUUUAUAGCCCGUCAGAGAGUGACUGCAGCACCUGAAGCCCCUCAGUCUGUACAACUGCCCCUUUCUGCAGGCUUAGUUCCAGCUCAUGUUCCAGUCAGUAGCGUGAAAGAGUUUGCUGACAGGGCUCUGGCCUCUGGCACACGAUGCAGGAGGGGCCUCACAGCUGUACUGUGCUCUACACCCCGGUGACCUUUACCAACAUGGCAGCAGCCCAAGUGGAGCAGCAGGUUCCAUGCUCUGGGGCUGUCUGUCCAUUCACAAGGACACAGAUUUACUUCCUGAUGCACUUGUGAAGUAACUGAACGUUUCUCUCGUGCUUGGAGCUUGGAAAGCUCUGUAUAAAUGCUUCUGUUCAGUCCAGAGGAUGAACACUGUAAAAACCACCCCUAGUUCUGAGAAGGACAGUCAGAUGCUUGGUUUUAAAUCCCUUCUCUUUCUGGCUAAAAGGUGUAAAGAUUUCCUUGUGGUGGUUGUUGUUUCCUCCCAGUUUUGGUGACUGCCUCCCUCUCCCCAGCAUGUCUUUGACACUUUGCAGAAGGCAUGGCUUUUUAUGCAAUUCCAGUGAGUGCUGCUGAAAACCUCCUGCAGAGAGGAGGGCUCUUUCUUUUGGGUUUGUUUGUUUUUUUCCAAGAUAAUGGGCCAUUUGAAGAACUGCUAGAUCUGGAGUUUCAGGUUCUCCCUGGUCAGUUGAGCUGUGUGUCCAGGACAGGAGCAUUGGCCCCUUAAGCGCAAAAUACUGUUGGCAGUGCCUUUGGUCAGCAUCUUGUCUUGCCUAGUUCAUGUGAGUUGAUUUUUUUCAUGCCUAUUGUAAAACAUGUAAAAUAAUAUGUAUAGAAUGGAAUAGCAAAGCUUCUAUGGCAAAGUGAAAUGCAUUUUUGCAAUGCUGUAAUUUAUUUUUAUUACUCCCUAAGACUUCUGUGGCAUUUUUACAAAAUGUCUCACCUUCAGCUUUUUCACAGGUUCUGAAAAUCUUCCUUCAUAUGCAGACAGUGUAAAAGACAACAAUAAAGC